AGCACGAACACAAACAUCUUUUAGAACAACGUUGUGAAUGUGAACUGAGAACUUCUGGAGAAAAUAACACUUUUUACUUUCCUUAGUCCUCCAUAUUGAAGAGCUCACUAGUUUAGAAGCACGUGAAUGAAAGAGUGCUUAAGUUGAGCAGCUUCUUGUAGGCUUGUGUGUGUAAAAGUUCGACGCGUGUGCCCUUCCAUCAUCAUGGAGACCGUUCCAACUGCUUCCACCAAGAAAAUGCGAGUUCGUAGCAAGUCCACCUCAGAUGUUGGUGACUCGCAAAAACACGACUUCGCUCCAAAUCUAACAGCAGUUAAAGGCAAAACCGGACUAAACGGCAGAGCUGCAAAUCACGAUGGUGUGGUGCGAAGAGAAAAGCAGCAGCAUGACCGAAAGUCCCGAACAGGUCUCAGAGGGCUUCCGAAAAAAGGUGGGGCUGGAGGCAAAGGUACAUGGGGGGCUAUUGGCGAGGUGCUGGAUGAAGAGGAUCUUAAAAUAAAAGAUCAUCAUGAUCCAAAUUAUGAAUCUGAAGAAGAUGAGGAUGAUUUUCAAAUUCAGGAGGUAAAACCAGAACUCACAAGUGAGGAGUUUGACUUGCAUGUUGAUCCAAUCAUCAUGGAAUACUUUGAGCAUGGUGAUACAGAAGAUGUGGUAUAUUCACUGCUUGAACUAAAUAUUGCUUCUCAAAAACAAAAGGUUGUGGCCCUUGCUGUAACUCAUGCAUUUGAGAAAAAGGCAUCACACCGAGAACUGGCAUCCAUUCUAAUCUCUGAUCUUUAUGGAAAAGUUUUAAAUUCAAAUGAUAUUGCAAAAGGUUUCCAAAGUCUUCUUGAGGAUCUUGAUGAUCUUUCCCUGGACACACCUGAUGCACCUGAUUACCUGGCUAAAUUUAUUGCUCGUGCUGUUGCUGAUGAUGCCCUUGCACCUGCAUAUGUGUCUAAUCAUCAUGAAGGCACAACACCUGACUCUUUACAAAGAAAAUGUCUUGAGGAAGCCAGACUGUUGCUAAAAAUGAAACAUGGAAUGUGUAGAUUAGACAGAGUCUGGGGAGUUGGUGGUGGACGACUCCCUGUGAAAUGUCUGGUCAAAAAGAUGAUCAUGCUCCUGAAGGAAUACCUAGAAUCAGAAGAUGUGGAAGAGGCAUGUAGAUGUGUGGAAGAACUUGAAGUGCCUCACUUCCAUCAUGAACUCAUUUAUGAGGCAAUAUACUUGGUUAUGGACAAGGAAUCAAAGCGCACACUUGAUUUAAUGAAGAAUCUUUUUAAAACCUUCUCUUCAGUGAAUAUUGUAACACCAGACCAAAUGAGAAAUGGUUUCCAGCGUGUAUUUGAUUCAAUGGAUGAUAUUACACUGGACAUACCUCAUGCCUAUGUGACUCUGGAGAAAUUUGUCAAUGAGUGUGCUAAGGAAGGUGUUAUUCCUAGAGCUUUGCUUCUCAAAAUACCAACAAGAGGAMGGAAAAGAUUUGUUAGUGAAGGUGAUGGUGGUAUGUUCAAGCAUACCUAAUUGUCUUAUCAGCUGUUACCAUGACAGCGACUGAGAGCAGCUGUAGAAUACUGAUGUUUGGGUGAUUAAUAAACAUGUGGUCUCUAAA
This is a messenger RNA of Exaiptasia diaphana, 1594 nucleotides long. Its product is annotated as programmed cell death protein 4. The record is from RefSeq and is a predicted model, not a curated record. The transcript has 14 exons. Gene Ontology annotation, biological process: negative regulation of DNA-templated transcription. Lineage: Eukaryota; Metazoa; Cnidaria; Anthozoa; Actiniaria; Aiptasiidae. Bases 205 to 1506 code for a protein of 433 amino acids. Gene Ontology annotation, cellular component: cytosol; nucleus.